ACUCAGGAAUAAGAAAGAGCCCUGAUUUGUUAGUGCAUGAAAUUGAAGACGCUAUGUCUACAGAUCUCAAUGAUUACACCAUCAUCAAGGAAGGAGAAGCUCAGAUACUUAUGCAUGCUAAAAAUGAAGUCUUUUACAACAAAACCCAGGUUAACAACAGAGACAUGUCCAUUGCCGUCCUGAGGACAUUUAUAUCAAGGCGAAAACAGGAAUACGAGACAUUAUUGUCUAAAAGAAACAAAUCAGUGGCAAAGGUGUCUGAGAAGAAUGGUUCUAUAUCUCAUGUUGAAGAUAAAGCAGAUGAAUCUGGCUUGAAUACUGAAAUAUCGAAUGAAGGAAAUGAUGUGCCUGAAGAGAAAUCUCAAGAAGAACCAUGCAGUACAUCAGAAGAACCAGAUAAGACAGGGGGAAAAGUUCGUAGGGAGCUCAAACCACCAAAAGUUCUAGAGGCCUUAUCUGCAUCUGGGUUAAGGGCUCUGAGAUAUGCUCGGGAAGUAGAUGGGAUCGGUCAAGUUAUUGCUCUAGACAAUGAUAAAGGGGCAGUUGAAGCUUGCCAGCGAAAUAUAAAGUUCAAUGGUUCUGUAGCAUGUUCGAAAGUGGAGUCACAUCUUGCUGAUGCUCGUGUCUACAUGCUUACCCACCCAAAAGAAUUUGAUGUGGUUGAUCUUGAUCCUUAUGGUUCACCCUCUGUGUUCCUGGACUCUGCAGUUCAAUCGGUUAUUGAUGGGGGCUUGCUGAUGUGUACUGCUACUGAUAUGGCAGUCCUCUGUGGGGGUAAUGGGGAGGUUUGCUAUUCAAAAUAUGGAUCAUACCCAUUGAGAGGGAAAUACUGCCACGAAAUGGCUUUGAGGAUCCUCCUAGCAUGCAUUGAGAGUCACGCGAACCGCUACAAACGUUAUAUUGUUCCCGUGCUAUCUGUCCAGAUGGAUUUUUAUGUCCGUGUUUUCGUUCGUGUGUACAGUUCAGCAAGUGCGAUGAAGAAUACUCCCCUUAAGCUCUCAUAUGUCUAUCAGUGUACUGGUUGUGAUUCUUUUCAUCUACAGCCUAUUGGGAGAACUGUUUCUAAGAAUACCAGUGUGAGGUAUCUCCCAGGUUUUGCACCUGUUGUCCCUCUAGAGUGUAGUGAUUGUGGGAAGAAAUUUAACAUGGGUGGGCCUAUAUGGUCUGCUUCCAUCCAUGAUCAAGAGUGGGUAGCCGCCAUACUAGCAGAUGUAAAGUCCAUAAAGGAACGUUAUCCAGCGUAUGAUCGCAUCUCUGCUGUAUUGACUACAAUUUCUGAGGAAUUGCAUGAUGUUCCUCUCUUUUUGAGUCUGCACAACCUCUGUUCUACGCUAAAAUGCACUUCCCCUUCUGCAGUUAUUUUCCGCUCUGCUGUGAUCAAUGCAGGUUAUCGUAUUUCUGGAACUCAUUUGAAUCCACUGGGGAUAAAAUCUGAUGCUCCCAUGGAUGUCAUUUGGGACAUAAUGCGCUGCUGGGUUAAAAGUCAUCCAGUGAAAGCUCAAUCUGCUGAUCAGCCUGGAAGUGUGAUACUUACCAAAGAACCGGUUCUUCAAGCGAAUUUUGCACGAGCUGUUGCGUCUCUGAGCAAGGCACAAGCAAAGAAGGUUGCCCGCUUCCUUCCGAAUCCUGAAAGACACUGGGGGCCAAAGCUUAGAGCAGGUCGCCAAAUCACCACCAAACAUGUAUCUCUUUUGGGUGAAGAUGCCGUAAACGGAUGUCUAAACCAUCAAGAUGGCGAGCGUGAUGCAAAACGACAAAAGAUAGAAAAGACAAAGGUUGGUGCCGCAAAUGGCGUAGCAUAAGCUCUGAUUUACCGCCUCUGAUGGUCUUUUGAGUUGGAAGCCACGGUUGGACCAUAAUCAGCUUUGCAGAAUCAGAUUUCUAUAUGGAAACUAUUUAGAAAUUUAAGCACGUUGCAUUUUUCAACAUUCAUUUGAUCGUAAUAUGAUUUGUCAAAUUGUUUAGUGCUGAUUGAUUUUAAGAAUUAUCAUAUGGUUUUUUUAUUUAAAAUGAAAACCCAUUGUUUCUUUCGGGA
This is a messenger RNA of Hibiscus syriacus, 2035 nucleotides long. RefSeq names its product probable tRNA (guanine(26)-N(2))-dimethyltransferase 2. Gene Ontology annotation, molecular function: RNA binding. The coding region runs from base 54 to 1802 and encodes 582 amino acids. The transcript is spliced from 14 exons. The record is from RefSeq and is a predicted model, not a curated record. Lineage: Eukaryota; Viridiplantae; Streptophyta; Magnoliopsida; Malvales; Malvaceae. Gene Ontology annotation, biological process: tRNA N2-guanine methylation. Gene Ontology annotation, cellular component: nucleus.